UACACUUUGAACUCCACGGGACGGGCUGAAAAGUGCGCAUCUUGCUUUCCAUAUCCGCUUUAAUCGACAUCUGAAGUCUUGAGUGUUUAUCCGAAUCCUGGACACAAUCAACACUUUUGGAUGGAGAGGAAUUUGAAGCAGAAAUGGACAAUUUAAAUAAGAGUCUGGGGAAGGUUUCAAUAGGAGUGCUGUCUAAGCCUUCUAGUUUCACCUUUGUGCCAGUGGUGCGGAAAUUACCAAUUGAAAGCAUUAUUACUGAGAAGGACAGAUCUGGAGCUCUGACAGGAAAACCAAAGAAGAACGUAGCUGUGCUCCAUGAGGAGAUAGCCGAGGAGACCAUGUCGGACAGGGAGAUUUUCAAAGCAGAGAAAGUCAUUAUCAAAGACUCUGUGGAGGGAGAAGCAGGAAACGUAAUCCAACCAGAGACACAACAUCAAUUGAAGUCUUCUUCUGAUCACGUGAGCCUCUCUCAAACCCAAGCCUCUCCUUCAGUCAGUGCUCAGUCUGAAAAUAUGCCCAACCACGUAGCUGCCGGGAAAACCUCUAUGGAAACAGCUGUUGAUAAACACAGGGGCAUUUCCCAGCGACAGUGUCAUGGUACCUCUGGACUUGGUGAGGUUAGCUCGGGUUUCUUUACAAAUAGGGCGUCUGUAUCAGAAGACAGAAAGAGCUCCACAAGCUCCACAGAUCUGUUCCCCACCCCAGCUUCAUCCAGAGAGUCCAUUCUCUCAGACGGCUCAGACAAAGAGAAGUACUGGUCAGCUGUGCAGCUCUCCUCUGUGACCUCUCCUGCCUCUUUCAGCCGCACUGUUUCUCCCUGCUCAUCUGUCCUCUCUGGCAUCUUCUCCCCUACUGUCGUCCAGAUAAAGAGGCAUAUUCUCGCUCCUGGCUCUAGUCUGGUUCAGACCCCUCAAGCCUGUUUCUCAUCAUGCGAGAGCCUGUCCUCCUCUGUCUGUCCCCAGUCCCCCCCUCCCCGGCACCGGCCUCCCCUCACCCGACUGUCUCUCCUCACUGCUAUCCUCAGAAAAGGCCGUCUUCCUGUUCUUUCCUCUGCGCUGCAGAGGCCUUACACCCCCUGCUGGCCUGUCAACCCCGUGACCCUGUCCUUCUGUAACGCGUGCUCAGCAGCCUCCAGCGUUGCCUCCAUUCCCCUGGAGUUUUCCUCUCGGUUCUCCUCAUCAGCGUCUAUAGGUAGUCAGCGCCACGUUCACAGGGAGCCUAAUAGAUGCAUCACUGCUCCACCACCUAUUCAGUCAAAUGAGCUCAGCGGAGCAUGCACUCAAACUCAAACUCAAGAGAAAAGAUGCUCAGAGCAAAUUUGUUCGAGCAGUGCGCCUAGAUGGGAGCAGGUUAUUUCACCACCACCUGGGAGGAGCAGCACACUACCCCGAGCACCACUGCCUCUGUUUUGCUCAAACUUCAAAUCUGUUUCUCCACUAAAGCAUCAAGAAAUAGACUAUGGGACUUCCAAAAAACUGCAACGCACACACCCCUCCAUUUCUAAGCCCCCUGAGCUGAAGCCCAGCAACACUCACAUGUACCUCAAGAGCCACGAGGAUAAUAAACUCAUCUCCCCGUCCCCUAAACUUAUUAAUGAGCAAGAGACCUCUGCGCCCCAGAAUUUGAGUCGCCUGCCAAAUUCAUCCCUCUCAAGGCUUCACUGGCUUUCUCAACAGCUGAGAUCUGCGCCUGUCAGCCCUCCUCGGCUUCAGCCUUCUCAGUCACGCUCACCCGGUGUCACACACGCACACAUCGCAUCACCUCUCCCUCCUUUACAAAACAGCACGGGAAGAUGUGAGUCAGAGAGUAGUUGCCCUGAUUCCCAAAGUGCCACAUCAUCUGAAGGUUAUCACAGAGCUUACUGCCUGUCUCCUUCCCGCUACACACACAUGGUUUCCCCCGGGUGGCCGUCACCCACCAGCUCCCCCACGCCUACGCCCUCUCCUGCUCCACCAAUCAGAGACCUCACCCCUUCCCCUUCUCGCUCCCUGUGCUCCACGCCCUCCCCAAGGCCGGGGAGUGGAAUAUCAGACUGCAGCGACAGGGAGGGUAAAAAAAGAAAGACACACAAGAUUAAGUUAAGCUACAAAUCGCUUGCUGCAAUUCCCACAAACACCCUUCUGUUGGAUCAGCAGACCAUAGAUGAGCAGGUAGAGAGAGACGAGAAUCCGUGUGACAGGUUGGACAGAGAUGUUGACACCCACACUGAGAUGUGCUCACCGGCUCAGCUGCGGCAACAGUCAGAGGAACUUUAUGCAGUUAUUGAUGAGCUAUUGGCAAAUUCUAUUCCAGCAUGCAAAACAUCACGGUCGCUGCAGCCCUCCAGGUCAUCGACUCCCAACGAUGGUGCGCAGCAAAACAACUCAUCACUUCCAAAAUCCUUGGGGCGUGAAACCAAAUAUGCAUCUUUAAGCAGCUUGCACCCAUCUACUGGCAUGAAAAGAAACCUUAUCAGCCCCAAAAAGACGAAGCCUGGGGUUAUUCGCCCAAUGACGGCCAUUCCAAGACUGACAGUGGAGGAGGACAAAUUUCAUCCAAACCCCUUCAGGCUGUUUGCUGUCAAGCAGACCUUAACUGACAACAAAAAGGUGGAAAAUAUGAGUCUUGAAGAUGCAGGAAAAGAUCUUCACACAAGCUCUAAAGGUCAAACGUUGAAAGAGGAGAGGAAGCCUGAAAGAAGAACUCCAUUCUCGAUGUGUGACCUGCACAUUAUAGAGCCUGAAGACCAGAUCAGUCACCCUGUGAAAGAUGCUUCCACAUCUUUCAAUCCAGCGGAGAGGUGGAUGAAAGCUUUGCAGACUCAUAUUUAAAGCAUCAACACUAAAGAAUGAACCCUUUUUUCAAUUGAGAUUUAAUUAGUAUUGAAGACCAUUACAUAGUUAAAAGAGGAAUGACAAGUUAAUUGUACCAUAUCUGGAUUAAUGAAUGAGUGCAGAUUAGGGUUGGAUGAUGUUUAUGAAAUUUCCAUCGGACGAUGUCUACAAAAUUUCGGGAUGGACAAUGUCAUCGGGUGCGGGGGCAGUCGUCUUAUGUCCAUUGGUUUUCGCAUAGACUUCACUCGGUUAAAAAAAUUGGCAGACUAUUAACUUAUGUUACAAGUCGCGGUGGAUAUUUUACGCCCGGACCAGGUAAAGCAGCAGUGAACACACAGGGUGCAGAUGUUGGUUUCAGUUGUUUCAUCUGCGUCAUUAAUAAGCCGACGUGCGGCUCACCUGCUUAGCAUGAUAAGGGACAGCGGGUGGAUAUUUACGGAAAAAGACGAGUUCUCAGUCUUUUAGGUGACUUUAUAAAACAUAGCCUACUACUGGUUUUAAAAUCACAUGCCGGUGUUCUGACGAUCUAUGCUACCGUAGCGCAAAUCGACAGCAGAGUCUAUCGAGUCGCUCUGCCCUAUCGAAAAAUGCUACCUUAUGUGUUCCCUUUUCCAAUCCCAUAACGUUAUAACUCUCACAGUAUUAUGACAUAUUCUGUUUUUUGAUUAUAUUAUAACAUCAUUU
Molecule: messenger RNA, 3497 nt
Organism: Micropterus salmoides (largemouth bass)
Lineage: Eukaryota; Metazoa; Chordata; Actinopteri; Centrarchiformes; Centrarchidae
Product: muscular LMNA-interacting protein
Exons: 12
Coding region: 144-2810 (888 amino acids)
Biological process (GO): negative regulation of transcription by RNA polymerase II
Cellular component (GO): nuclear envelope; PML body; sarcolemma
Molecular function (GO): lamin binding; transcription corepressor activity
Source: RefSeq, a predicted model, not a curated record